Messenger RNA from Sinocyclocheilus grahami, 852 nucleotides. Its product is annotated as small subunit processome component 20 homolog. The record is from RefSeq and is a predicted model, not a curated record. Gene Ontology annotation, cellular component: nucleolus; small-subunit processome; 90S preribosome. The coding region runs from base 174 to 761 and encodes 195 amino acids. The transcript is spliced from 5 exons. NCBI's taxonomy places the organism in Eukaryota, Metazoa, Chordata, Actinopteri, Cypriniformes, Cyprinidae.
UCCUAUCCUUUUGUUACCAACUGCAGUCCAAGUUCUUGGAUAUUUCUGCUGGAGAGCAGGUGCUGAAGAACUUACUUUAUGUGGCCAAAGUGAUCUACCUCAUCUCACCAGAGUCUGAUCCCACAAAUCCAGCUGAAGAACAGGAGGAUGAGGAGAAAUAAACGACGGAUAACAUGGAGGAGAAUGAAGGGGAGGAAGAAGAGGAAGAUAAGAAGCAGGAGCUUGAGGAGCAACAGAAUGAGAACAAGCCUCCAUCUCUCCUCUGGGUGAUGAAGAAGCUUUCAUUACUGGCCAAAAGAGAAGCAGCAGACACGCCGAAAGUGCCUUUGAAGAGAACUUGUGUUUUUAAGUUCUUGGGAGCCAUAGCUGUGGAUCUCGGAAAAGAUCGACUUGGGCCGUAUCUGACCACUAUCAUCGCUCCUCUCUACAGAGAGCUGGACAGCACAUACGCAGACCAAGACCCCACACUAAAGAAUCUGGCUCAGGAGUUGAUCGAGUUGUUGAAGAAGCUGGUCGGUCUGGAGCGAUUCUCUCUGGCUUUUGCCGCAGUGCAGAAAGAAGCCACUCAGAGACGAGCUUCACGCAAGAAAGCCAAAGCCAUACAGACUGUUGUAAAUACUGACAUUGCUGCCAGAAAGAAGGUAAAGAAGCAGUUAAAGAAAAACGAGGCCAAAAAGCGGAAAAUCGCAUUUGUGCGUACAGGACAUAAAGCAAAGAAACAUAAAAGCACGUCACUGAAAGACUUGGCUAUAAUCAGCUGAUUCAUUUUGCUGCUGUUUGCUAAAUAAUACAUCGCCACAUGUGCACAUGGCAGUUGAGAGGGUCUGUCCGUUGACUGAGUCUGUGUCAGUA